GUCUCCAUUCCAGGACAGCAACGACGGUUGGAGCGCUCUCUCCACCUCUUCCCAUAACUUUAUCCUGCUGCCCAAUUAGUUUCUCCGGGGCAAUCCUCCCGCUGUCAACAUACAUCAUCAUCAUUGCCACCUCAGCAUCACUUGCCAUACGCUCUUCGUUCCCGUGCCGUAUAGAAGUCGGCCCACUGACACUCCUUGUGACUUUACCCUCAUUUUCCCGCCUCUUCCACAGUGUGUCCCAGAUUAACAUUUGUGCAUAACUGCAGCAUUAGCCCAACAGCUUGCAAGCACACGUCCAUCAUGUCGAUUUCGUGGUUGGGUUUGCCAGCGAUUCUAGCGUUCGUGUCCAGUGUUCCGUCGUCCGUAGCUUUGGACAACAGCGUGGGACGCCUUCCAUGUAUGUGUUGCCAUACCUGGAAUGCGUAUUUUUGUAACAUCAACGAAACUCUUGUUUUAGAGUCAGCACAACAUUUGGUGUCUCUGGGCCUCGCCGAUCUAGGUUACGAGUACGUGAACAUAGAUGAUUGCUAUUCCGAGAGGAAUCGAAGCUCGAGUGGAGACAUUCUUGCUAGUGCGGAACGUUUCCCUUCAGGAAUGAGAAAUCUCACAGAUCAAAUCCACGCGCUUGGGCUUAAAACUGGGAUCUAUAGCGACUCUGGAUGGUUUACUUGCCAAUUAUACCCGGGAUCAUACCAGAACGAAGAUAGAGAUGCAAGGCUCUUUCGGCAGGAAUGGGGCUUUGAUCUUCUGAAAUUUGAUAACUGUGCCGUACCUUUUGACGACAUAAUCAGGGAAGGCAUGGUUGGCAAAUUUUCGCGGAUGGCAAACGCAAUUUCCAAUCUUGCGGCUGAGACAGGCGAACUACCGAUGUUGUUCUCCAUAUGCGAAUGGGGUCGACUUCAACCGCAGUUGUGGGCAAGACGAUACGGACAAUCAUGGAGGAUGACAGACGAUAUUGGCGCGAAUUGGGCUUCCAUUGCUAGCAUCAUCAAUUCGAUCUCCCUCCAUUCCUGGGCGUCCGACUUCUAUGGCCACAACGACUUGGAUAUGCUUCAAAUUGGCAACGGCGAUCUCAACUAUGAAGAAUCCAAAGCACAUUUUACUGCUUGGAGUUUUGUCAAGUCGCCGCUCCUCAUCGGGACUGAUCUUUCUUCAAUUUCUGAGCAAACUCUGAGCAUCCUCAAGAAUACUGAAAUCAUCGCUAUCAACCAAGACCCCGUCGUCGGCACUGGGGUGGUACCAUUCAGAUGGGGAAUCAACGCUGACUAUACUUUCGAUCCUGCGCACCCACCUGUGUUUUGGAGCGGAGAAAGCCAGAAUGGAACAGUGUUCAUGCUGAUCAAUUCUUUGGAUGAACCUGCGGACCUCUUCUUCAACUUGACGGAGUCCCCUUGGAUUCGUGCUGGUAGACAGUAUUCCGUUAGGGAUUUAUGGACGCACACUGACAAUGGGACCGCCGUCCGUAACUUCACUGCUAAAGCUGUUCCACCCCACGGAGUCGUAGCUCUUCUAUUGAAGGAUGCAGGUGAUGAGCCGAAAGGACUGCUACCGAAGUGCGCGUUCUACGAGUGGUGGUCGGAUACGUGGUGCAUCGACAAGAAUGGUACAAGAGUGCCGUCUUGACGAGGAGCUGAUGGUAGCAGAUUUGAGCUAGGCGUGUUGGAUCGUUCAAUCAUCUACUGGUCUUUGUUACUUGAAGAUUUAACCGACACUAUCAUUGACAAGGA
Molecule: messenger RNA, 1727 nt
Organism: Desarmillaria tabescens
Lineage: Eukaryota; Fungi; Basidiomycota; Agaricomycetes; Agaricales; Physalacriaceae
Product: glycoside hydrolase family 27 protein
Exons: 23
Coding region: 301-1623 (440 amino acids)
Biological process (GO): glycoside catabolic process; oligosaccharide metabolic process
Cellular component (GO): cytoplasm
Molecular function (GO): alpha-galactosidase activity
Source: RefSeq, a predicted model, not a curated record